Messenger RNA from Syngnathus acus (greater pipefish), 1388 nucleotides. RefSeq names its product sulfotransferase 2B1-like. Lineage: Eukaryota; Metazoa; Chordata; Actinopteri; Syngnathiformes; Syngnathidae. The record is from RefSeq and is a predicted model, not a curated record. Bases 93 to 1082 code for a protein of 329 amino acids. The transcript is spliced from 6 exons. Gene Ontology annotation, biological process: sulfation. Gene Ontology annotation, cellular component: cytoplasm. Gene Ontology annotation, molecular function: sulfotransferase activity.
AUAAAAGCUGAGCCAACCUGUGUUGACCAGCUAGAGUAAACAAAACAAUUAUUUUAUUGAUUGAUUUUUAGGCGGUGGGCGUGGCUAAGGCAAUGUUGCCUCCCCUUGACGUGCGUCUGCAAGAGAAGUCAAUCCGGGGCCCGGAUUCCGGGCUGGCCAAAACGGCAGCUGCUGAGAUUUUCUUCUUCUUCUUGCAAUUUGUGCACUUUUCCACAAUGACCGAGGCAGACCUGUACAUGGUGUACAAAGGGGUAUUGCUCCCCACUCUUAUACACCCUCCGCAGAGUUUAAAGCGGUUCGAGACAUUCACGUUCCGUCCAGAUGACGUUGUCAUUGUGACGUACCCCAAGUCAGGUACAACUUGGAUGCAAGAAAUCAUCCCCCUGAUCAUGAGCGGUGGAGAUCCUGCUUCAGUGGAGACCCUGCACAACUGGGAUCGUGUACCCUGGCUGGAGGAGGCUCGCACUUGCAGCCUCAAUCUUGAUGACAGGCCAUCACCACGCAUGUUCACCACCCAUUUCCUUCCCCAUAUGAUGCCACCAUCCUUCUUUCAAGUUAAGCCCAAGGUCAUUUAUGUCAUGAGGAACCCCAAAGAUGUUUUCACAUCAUCCUUCCAUUAUUGUUCCAUGGCCUCCUUCCUGGUUGACCCUGGACCACAGAGCGAGUUUCUCCAAAGGUUCCUCAAAGGGGAAGGUGAUUCAUCUGCAACUUAUAUUUGGCUCGAUCACGUAAAGAGCUGGCUUGAAUAUAAAGAGCGAAUAUUUUACAUCUGCUAUGAAGAAAUGAUAAAGGAUCUUAAAGACUCUGUGGCCAGACUCGCUCUGUUCCUGGAGAAAACCUUGGACGAUGAUGUGAUUGAAAAGAUAGCAGAGCGAUGUGUGUUCAAGAACAUGAAAAAGAAUAACAUGUCCAACUACUCUGCAGUUCCCAAUGAAAUCAUGGACACCACAAAGUCACAAUUUCUCAGGAAAGGAAUAGCUGGAGAUUGGAAAAACCAACUGACAGCAGUGGAAGUGCAAAACUUCGAUGCUGUUUACAGAGAGAGCAUGAAAAAUGUUGAUUAUGAAUUUGCGUGGGAUUAAAGGAGCCAUUUUAAUUAAAGGUCAUUUACAGACAAGCACUUGAACAAGAGAUGGCUUGAACAUGAUCAGCUCAUAAAAUGUUAAAUAUGUUCAGUUAUUAAAAUAAAGAGGCAAAAACGUCGAUGGAGUGCAGACACAUAAGUGUGUGUUAAAUUAGGGUGAACAGACGUCCUCUUUUUUCCAGGCUUUUGACUCGAUAGUUUAUGAAGCGGUUCAUGUAAUGACGCCAAGCUACCACAAGACGGCAGUGCCCCCAUUCACAUGUAUGUAACCCAGCGUAAAAUGAACAUGUCCAUUUUUCCUUUU